Trypanosoma conorhini is the source of this 966-nucleotide messenger RNA. RefSeq lists its product as uncharacterized. The transcript has a single exon. Lineage: Eukaryota; Euglenozoa; Kinetoplastea; Trypanosomatida; Trypanosomatidae. The coding region runs from base 1 to 966 and encodes 321 amino acids. The record is from RefSeq and is a predicted model, not a curated record.
AUGCUGCGGCUUCUGCUUCUCCUCCUGCUGGUGGCUGUGCAGCCGGCCCUGCGGUUUCCCUGCCUGCCUGCCUCCGCUGCGCAGGACGCCGCUGGCGUGGAUGCGCCGCCUGGCGGCCGGGAGGCGCACCCCGUGGCGCAGUAUGUAACCGUCGAGGAGGACGCCACGCUUAUUCUUAUGGGCCCCGCCCUGCGCUACCUGCCUGUGGCGCCGCUGCGGUAUGUGCGGAUGGUGCAGCGCGCGCUGCACGAAGACCUCACACGCUGCAUCUGCCAAAACUACGUGCUGAGCCGGCGGUCGCCCUCGGCGGACGCCCACGGCGGUGCGGCGGCGAAUUCGUCCCUCGCUGCGCUGGGCGAGGUGCACGGCUGCAGCAUCCACCGACUCUCCCUCUUUACGGGCUUCCGCGACGACCCGCAGCAGCUUGCCGUGAGCUUCACCGUGUCGUUGAUGACGCCGUCCCGCGACGGUGACGGGCAGACGCCCGCCGCCCCGCCGGGGACGACGCUGUCGCUGCCGGAUUGGUGCUUCCCCGGGAUGCAGGGCGCGCUGGCGAAACUCACGCGGCACUCGGGGCGGCAGUCGCUGCAGCACCGCACCGUCUACUUCGGGCCCCCCCCGCCCAACCCCGCGGGUGACGGGUCGAGCGUGGGCCUGUUUGAGGCCUUGUUCUCCAACGCCCUCAGCUGGCUGGCGGUCGCGGUGCUUGCGGUGAGCGGCCUGAUGGUGCUGGUGACGGCCCUCUGCAUGGGCUGCCGGCGGUGCCACGCCAGCGACGGGGCGGUGGAGGAGGAGGAGGCGGGGCCCGCCGGCGUCGUCAACGGCGUCGUGAUCCCCGACAGCACGCGGCACGGACUGGCGAACAGUCGCGACAGUGCGGUGGCGCGAAGAGAGCCGGGCGCGUCGUGGAGAAAAGGCGGCGACGGACGACGCGCCUCGAAGUUCUCCGCGCUUCUCAGAAGGUGA